UGAAGACAACAACACCAGUGUGACUGUGGCCAGCAAUGGCAGCUCCUCCUGGACACCGACAGACCACCGUUGGGGCCAGACAGACCACUGGUACCGCUGGCAGCGCUGUGUCCAUGGAGGUCGAUCCAGACGUCCGGGAGCUGCGGAGGAAGCAGACGGAGAUGGUUCAAGCGAUGCAGAGCAAAAAGAAAGGCUUCAAACUGGAUGACGUGGCCAAUCUGGUCCUUUCCAUGCAUUCAGAUUUGAACGCCACGCGUGAUGAGUUGCAGCGCUACAUCUCCAUGUCUGACAAGCAACUGUCAGAACGCUUACAAGAUGGCGUGACGAAGCUAUCGGUGUUUCAACAGAACCUGGAGGCCAAUGAUCGGUCAAUCGUCGACAUGCACCAGAAACUGACAGCCAAUGAUGAGCGCCUGCAUCAGCUUGCCAUACAAACGGCCAAAGACAUUGAGGAGUCGUUGAACAAUCGAAUGCAGGCCUUGCAGGACAAGAUGGAUCAAGAGAUGCAGCACAAGGCCAAUCAGUUGCAGGAGCUCUUCGAGACCAUGGACCUCACGCGUCGUCAGCUCAUCGCCAAGGAAGCCUUGCUGCGCAACGAGUCACGCGUCUUGCGGGGUGUCUCAGAUGUCUCAGGUUAUGGCCACGGCUGUGGCCAGAUGCACAAGAACAAUGAACUCAUCACGGGGUCCCUGAAAGCUUCAGAGAAGGAGAUGCAGCGAUGUCAGUGGCUGGUUUUGUUCCUUGUCCAAGCGGAAAAGGAGUUGCAUAGCACUGCGGACCGCUUGUCGAAUGUUCAGGCAACUUGUGAAGAAAAUACUUGCGACCGGAUGGACAAGGCCUCCGUGCUCCAUGUCUCCCUGGAAGAAUUGACGUGUCCAACUGUUGUGGCAGAUCGCUUUGCCAACGAUCUCCACAGAGACCUGACGUUGUUGAUGGAGAAGGACGCCUCCGUUCAGCUGGCCAAAUUGGCUCAGAAGAGUGACCUGGUCUCGACACCUCCUGCUUGGGUAUCUCCAAUCUUUGAGGCAGCAGGUGCUCAUGACCUUCAGAUGGAGCUGCGGUUCCUGAGGCCUACAGAAGUUCAAGCAGACCAAGAUCAAGACUCCAUGGCAACGCGGGGAGACUGCGUGUUAGCCUUGAAGGGCGAUCCUGGGCUCUUUGUGGUGUGCAGACUCUACGUAGGCACUGCAUUUGCUCAAGUAGAGCACACCUUUGGAGAUGAUGGCCAGGCAGUUUGCACCAAGCCGGUUUGCUUCAUCCGUGACCAGAUCAACGAGAAGGAUGGCUCUUUGGUCGUCGGCUUUGAAGUUCUUGAGGCCAUUCGUCGCGCCAGAAAGGAUAGCCCUGCGAAGGAGGAGGCUGCGCCAGAGCGCUGUAGCCUGGGUGGAGAGAUGUUGUACCAUCGCUACCUCAAUCACAGGGUGCUGGACAUUCUGCAAGACCAGGUGAAUCUCAUCAGGUCCGGAAUGGUCCGGCGUAUCGAAUGGCGACUGGAAAAGGCUUCGCACCUUAGAAAGUGUUUUCCAGAGAAUGAAUGCCUUUGCAGCACCACUUUUGAAGCUGCGGGUGUCGACGAUUUGCAGCUUGUCUUCUACCCUUCAGGAUAUGUUGGAGCAAGAGAAGGUUUCUGUUCCUUCUUCCUCCAUUGUCCAGCAGGGAGUAUGAUCAAGUGCUGGCUUUCCGUUGGCAAACAUCGCCGAGAGGCCAAAUGUGCCUUCGAAAAGCCGGGUUUCUUUGGCCGCACCAACUUUUGCCGUUUCGACAACAGUAUUGACACCACGGACGAUACCACUCUGCUGGUGUUGGAGAUUGAUGAGGCUCAAUGGAACAUUGAGGAGAACUUGUCGCACUUGCCAAAGGUUAGCACAGUGUCUACCAAGCACAACAGCAGCAUCCUUGACGAAGACUCAAUGCCACCAAGUCCGAUUUCCCAGAUGUUUGCCGCAGUGGCCUUGCUUUCCGUUUUUGCAGCUGAUGCAACUGCACCUGCUGCACCUGCCAGCAUUGCUAACCUGGCCACCAAUCCAGCCAACACGGAUGCACACCUCAAGUCUGUGGCUGGAGCACUGACAGAUCUCCUGAAGACCAAUGGCGCCAAUCAGGCCAGCAAUACAUCCGACAUCGUGAAGACGAUCAAGGAUUUGCUCGAGAAGAACAUGAAAGGCCAUGUGAUCGGCAACUUCAACAAGAGCCUUGCGGCCAUCGAAUCUUCCCGGAACGAGUUCGUGAAGUGCCGCCUGACCUACGCGAAGUCGGAUCCCGUCCGAUUUCCAGCAACCUCGUUGCUCCAGGCCAACGGCACGAACAGCACUCCUUGGUACGAGGCCUAUUUCCAGGCCUACAGUCAGUGCAAGGCUGGAUCGGUUUGCAUCAGAAUGCAAUAUAAUUAUAUAUAUAUAUAA
Messenger RNA from Cladocopium goreaui, 2402 nucleotides. Lineage: Eukaryota; Dinophyceae; Suessiales; Symbiodiniaceae. The record is from the annotation of a GenBank genome assembly.